Molecule: messenger RNA, 5426 nt
Organism: Eubalaena glacialis (North Atlantic right whale)
Lineage: Eukaryota; Metazoa; Chordata; Mammalia; Artiodactyla; Balaenidae
Gene: MAPK1IP1L
Product: mitogen-activated protein kinase 1 interacting protein 1 like
Exons: 5
Coding region: 368-1150 (260 amino acids)
Source: RefSeq, a predicted model, not a curated record
GCUCGGCGCUUCCUGUUCCGGCGCCAGGAGGAGUCGCGCGCUGCUGGUGCUGCUGCCGCCCCUGUCUCCGUCGCCGCUGCCGUCGGUCAGUUUCGCUCGGUUCUUCAGCGCUCAGUUCCCUCGGACCCAUCGCCGCUUCUAGACCUUGCUGCGGGUUCGGAUCUUGCCGGGAGGAACGGAGACCCAGAGACGACCCCUUAACCGAAAUCCUUGGGACCAGUGUGUUUUGGAAUUCAGACAUCUUUGGAUUUUAUCUUUAGAUUUUAGAAAGACAAUAAGGUGCAAAGAUGAGAGAUCACACCAGCAGAGUCGGGGCAGCAUCCCCUAAUCCAACAGUAAUAUUUGUGCAGCGAAUAGGGGAGAAUUAAUGGAAACUGUAAAUAGCCUCACGUCAGGUUUUGCCACCAAGAAAAUGUCUGAUGAAUUUUCGUUGGCAGAUGCACUACCUGAACACUCCCCUGCCAAAACCUCUGCUGUGAGCAAUACAAAACCCGGCCAACCUCCUCAAGGCUGGCCAGGUUCCAACCCUUGGAAUAACCCAAGUGCUCCACCUUCUGUGCCAUCUGGACUCCCACCAAGUGCAACACCCUCCACUGUGCCUUUUGGACCAGCACCAACAGGAAUGUAUCCCUCUGUGCCUCCCACCGGACCACCUCCAGGACCCCCUGCACCCUUUCCUCCUUCUGGACCAUCAUGCCCCCCACCUGGUGGUCCUUAUCCAGCCCCAACUGUGCCAGGCCCUGGCCCCACAGGGCCAUAUCCUACACCAAAUAUGCCCUUUCCAGAGCUUCCGAGACCAUAUGGUGCGCCCACAGAUCCAGCCGCAGCUGGUCCUUUAGGUCCAUGGGGAUCCAUGUCUUCUGGACCUUGGGCACCAGGAAUGGGAGGGCAGUAUCCCACCCCUAAUAUGCCAUAUCCAUCUCCAGGGCCGUAUCCCGCUCCUCCUCCUCCCCAAGCACCAGGGGCUGCACCACCUGUUCCGUGGGGCACUGUUCCACCAGGAGCCUGGGGACCACCAGCGCCAUAUCCUGCGCCUGCAGGAUCAUAUCCCACACCAGGACUCUAUCCCAGUCCCAAUAAUCCUUUUCAAGUGCCUUCAGGACCUUCCGGUGCUCCACCGAUGCCCGGUGGCCCCCAUUCUUACCAUUAAGUUAACAAUGGAUGAAGAGAUGACGCUUUGCUUUUUGAAGUACAUAUAUAUAUAUGCACUUGAAUGCAUAUAUAAAAAUUGCUGUUUCACUAUUCUUAGAGGGCAUUCAUGAAAGAACAACUCUUGCACCUCUCAGAAGAUAUCUGCCUCUUGUGCUUGGAUGUAUAGUACAUCUGAUGGAAACAAUCAGAUAAAAAUGUAAAAGUAAAUCAUUCAAAUGUGAUUUUUAUUCGGUUUUUAUGGAAAGUUAAAGUAAUUAAGUAUAUUGAAUAGCUCUUUGAUACAAUUUGUUUAAAACAAAUUUUUGAUUUGUUUAAAUUAUGAAACUAAAUACUUAUAUUAUCACUUUUUUCCCUAAAUAAACACACUUUGAAAACAAUCACAUUGUCAUAAUUUAAACAAAUGAUGCCUCUCAACAUCUUGAGCUGCUCUAUCUAUAGGAUAAAUAAACCUGGUCCUUCUGAGGUUAUCUUUUGGAUAUACAUUUUAAAACUUGGUAAUUAUUGUCAGAUGUUGAGUUCAUUUUUAUCCUUGAGCUUUUAGUAAAAACUUUACUUCAUUUUGAGUUCCACCUGAUUUAUUUUUAGCCAUAUGGGUCAUACAGCUCUAAAAUCUGCCCUUUAUGGAAACUGUUUUCUUUUUAAUGCAGGCCAACAUGUAUAUGUAAAUUAUAUUCUUAGAGAAUUGGUGAUCUCUUUGUACUUGUAGAAUAGAUUAUGAUGUGUCCAUAUUACUUUGGAAAGAGCUCAAGGAAGGAAAUAUUUCUCUCCUUUGUCUUGAACUUCAAACUAGAAGAGACCCUAGGAACUGCUUCAUAGUAACAAGUAAUUUGCAUUCCCACAAAACACUCUUCUACAGGACCCUUCCUGUAGGCCCCUCUCCCUCGGUUCUUUAGAAGGAGCACUUCCCUUAAUUCCAUCCUGAUGUGGAAAACUGGCACACUCUAGGGGUCUGUCACAAACACAGAAGUUAUGUUUAGAGAACGUUAGUCAUACAGACAUGACUGUUCUCUUUGUACAAGUGUGAUCGAAACACGUUACGUCUUUCAGAGUCUGGUUAAGCUAUGUCAUCGUCUCUUGCAUAGUUUUCCUGGAUCUGUUUGUAACGUGCUUAUGGCUAACAGUUCAGUUCUGUAUUUGUUGACAGGUAAGACAGGUAAAUAGGUAGAAGAAUGAGUGCCAUCCUCAAAAAUUACUCUCUAGCUGUAACACUGAGAAUAAUCAUAAAGUGUAGAUCUCUGCAAUUGAGUUUAAAGCAGUGUGACUGUGUUACUUAAAAAUAAGUGUUGUUUGUAACCUCCAGAACAGCUUUUUGGCACCUUAUCUUUAAAACCGAUUUUUAGAUUUGGGAUAGAACUGACCAUGUUAUUUGUCAAAUUUUGAAUGUAUCCAUUAGGUUACUAAAAUGUAUUGUGACUUUCUUGACCAGUAUAUGAGAGAUUUAUGCUGGAGCUCUUACCUUUGCUUAGAAAUAAAAUAUUUAGUAGUUUAUUUCUCUUAUAGUUAAAAUGUCAAGAAUGCCAAAUGCUGCCAAUUUAAUGGUUUGAUAGCUACCUCCUUUUAAGAAAGCAAGAUUGUCACCUUUGAGAGGAACACUCAGUAUUUAGGCCUCCCUUAAGUAGAUGAUAGAUUCAGGCUUUCAGAAUUGAAACUAAUUUGUUUAGAUAUUUUCAGACUGGGGAAUUUUAGACAGCCCUUUCAUAGUGGCACAGUCUUUUUUUCUUUCACUUCUUUGCAGGGACAAGUGGCAGCUAUCUGUAACACUCUUGGAAUCUGUUGCAGCCUUCAAUUUAUAAGGCAGUAGCCUUAGAAGGUGUCAUAGCUUAACUUAUCAAUCAACAUCAUAAUGUCAGCUAACUCUGGAGGGAUGAUAGGCAAAGUGAGAUGGCAGCAAAGGUAUCUCUCCUUUUGGUUAUUUUGGUUGUUCUACCUUGGAGUAAGUUGACAACUCUGGCUUUAGAAAAAUAUUUAACACUAGAGAGGAUAACGUUUGACUACAAGAAGAAUAGGUAGCAAGUUUGGGAAUCUGUUAUCGUGGAGUCCAUUUACUAUCAGAGAAAAUCUUAUGCUAAAGGAUUUGAAGGGCCAUGAAUACCAGAUUUGGCAUUAUUACCCCUUAUAAGUAUAUUAACUGCUGGUGACCCAUACUGCCCAGUGUGCCCUAGAUGAUACUGCCAUUUUAAAUUUGGCUCUUCGAGGAUUUUCCAACUGAUUUUUGGGAAAUUUUUUUUAAACAUAAGAAUUGAAAUCAAAGGGAAUAGAAUUUGCUUUUACAUUCUUUUUAAUUUCCAAGCAUCAUUUCUCAACUUGAGGGAGGGGCAUCUCAAUUCUUGUGGGUACUUGGGGGCAAAAGGUAUUUUUAGGUUCAGGGUGGAGUUAAGAAAAGCAGAAGUUGUUUCAAGGGAGGAAUGGAGGAAAGCAUCUAAGAAGGUUUUUGUCUUUACAGGGGGAUAAUGUUGCUUUUAAAACAAGUUAUGCUAGGCUGAGAUUGGUUUGUGGAAGAGACUGCUUGUUAGAAAGUAUGUUUGGUCUUAAGGGAACAUGGAGUACGGAAUAUGCUGGCAUUUGGACUUUCAGAGCAGGAAUUUUAAGAUAAAUUUGAUGGAGAUAGUUGAGAUGUGUUGAGUAAUAGUGUUUCUGAAGUUAGAAUCUUAGAUUUUGAAAUGUUGAGCCUAAAAAUGACAAUGAAAAAUUAAAGUAUAGACCUUAGGUCCUCAUUCACACACUCAGUCCUCAAGAAUCAAGGCUCCUUAAAGGAGUGCUUACAAUGCCUUGGCUUGUCUGAACUGGACCCGGCCUGACAUUUUUUCAUGCUUUUGAAGAUGGCUGUUUACAGCUGUGACUCCAUAGCCCUGUUUUCUGUAAAGUAAUAUAUUGAUUAUUUGGGAAUAGACAAUACAUUUUUUUAAUUACCCAAGGGCCUCCUUCAUUCUUUGUCAGUUUUACUGUUUAUUGUUUUCAGCAGAGAAUAAUAAAAGGGCAGAGAAGAAAGGGGGUGAAUUUUGGGCCUUGGUCUGUCAUACCACUACAAUGGGAUAUUGGAAUAUUUUCUAGGAAAGAAGUCAGUUUUUCCCCUGCUUUUUUUACCUCACACUUAUUAGUGCUACCUGUUGUAGUCAAAUGUACAGCUUUUGAAACUACUUGUGUGUAUCAACAUAGCUCUACUCAGAGUUUCAAUUAAAAUACUGUGCCUAGUUUGCAUAUCAAUCAGUUGCCUACACUUCCAAAAGAUUCGUGCCAGUGUCUUCCUUCCUCACCCUGAAUAAUCUAGUGCUAGAUUUAUAAAAUGCCUGGUUUAUAAACCUUGGAAAUUAAACCUAAGCACAGACCUUCAAGUGUUCAAGUUUUUGAAAAGCGUAAGGCUUGAUUCAGAUGAAUCACACUGAUCCACUGUACUGUGCAUAGAAAGUGGUGGGUGGCUUUCAGGGAAGACUAUAAUUUUAUUUUAAUAAAGCAAUACUUAGUAUUGAAGACAGACACUGUUUGUUUUAUUUUCAGAAUUCUGCCAAGUAAAACAAAAAUUGCCAAUAAAAUAAUCAGUAUUAAAGAAAUGGCCAUGCAAGCUUCUGGCAAUAGACAGCAUCUGAAAACUGCAUUCAUUCAGCAGACUCUCAGAUGUCCAUGAUCCAGGUGCUUUGCCAGAUGCCAGAGAUACGGAGAUGAAGAGAAUGCCUGUCUUUCAGAGGCUUACAGCCUAGGGGGAGGCAUUACAGAAUUGAUGAGUACAUCCAGUAUUAGUUUACCUGGACAAACAUAUUUUAGUGUUGCCGCUGGUGGAAUUUAUAGACUAGCCUUUGGGCAUUUAAAGAACAAAGUAGGGCAUACCUUUUUUUAAAGUAAGAAAAUGCUUUCAAGACUGUAGUGUUUGUCAGUGCAACUAUCAAGAGUGCAAAGUAAUGGGAUGUUUUUUUCCUCUAAUUUUCCCCUGGAUAAAGGCACUUUCACUGCCUGUCACUGAUUAGUAGAUCCUGAUCUAUUGCCAUUAAGUAAACUUGACUUCUUAUGCGUGUUCUAUAAAGCAUUUUUUUCCUUGAUAUUUUUAUAUUUUUUCUUGAUAUUGUGAUUUUUUUCAUUGACUUAAUAAUGACAAAUUUAAUGUAUGUAAUUGUCUAUGCAUUUUAAGUUAAACUGCCUAAAAUGUGAUUUGACACAUACACAUUUGUUUGUAUUAUGAACUGUAAGCAAUCUGUUUGAGAUGUUAGGUUUUAUCACCUGCUGCUGUAUUUGUAAACAAAGACAAAUGUUGCUUUAAGACGUAAUUAUAAUUAGGAAUAGUC